This is a messenger RNA of Enterobius vermicularis (human pinworm), 1473 nucleotides long. The record is from the annotation of a GenBank genome assembly. Lineage: Eukaryota; Metazoa; Nematoda; Chromadorea; Rhabditida; Oxyuridae.
AUGGCAGAAAAUAAAAAGAAGGUAGACGAUGAUACUGGUGUGACUGAACCGCUAACUGACGAUAACGUUGGAUUAGCGAAAUCAUUAACUUUAUUUAACGGUGUCUCAAUUAUUGUUGGAUGUAUUAUUGGUUCUGGAAUAUUUGUUUCGCCUACUGGAGUUCAGGAAAAAGCCGGAAGCGUUGGUUUGUCACUAAUAGUAUGGACGGCUUCUGGGAUUUUUGCUGGCGUUGGAGCUUACUGUUAUGCCGAACUUGGCACUUUGAUUCGGAAAUCUGGCGGUGAUUACGCCUAUAUUAUGGAAGCAUUUGGGCCAUUUUUGGCUUUUAUGCGUUUGUGGGUUGAAGCUAUUGUAGUUAGGCCUUGUACUUGCACAAUCGUAGCCUUAACUUUUGCGAUAUAUAUGUUACGUCCAUUUUUCCCAAAUUGCGACUUCCCUGAUGGUUCUGCUCCGUUACUCGCUGCUACUCUAUUAGUGAUACUAACGGCGAUUAACUGCAUAUCCGUUCGGCUGGCAACAUUUGUGCAGGACUUUUUUACAGUAGCUAAAAUUUUUGCUCUUCUACUAAUUAUUGGAACUGGAAUGAUACUUCUUUUUACCGGAAAACCAGAAUACCGUGCCUCAUUCGAAAAUCUUUUCGAAAACACAACGACUGAUAUUUCGACAGCGUCAGUAGCUUUUUAUUCUGGCCUUUUUGCGUAUCAAGGCUGGAAUUAUUUAAACUUUAUCGUGGAAGAACUACAAAACCCUAAACGAAACUUACCAUAUGCGAUCGCCAUAUCUUGUGUUUCCUGUACUGUCAUCUAUGUACUCACAAAUAUUGCUCUGUACACGGUAAUCAGUCCGGAAGAGAUGCUCUCGAGCCCGGCAGUAGCUGUUAGCUUCGCUGACAAGAUGUUUGGGCCGUUUGCAUUUACAAUGCCAAUAUUUGUAGCUUGCUCUACAGUCGGUUCCGCUAAUGGCGUCAUUUUUACGUCGUCUAGGCUAUUCUAUGUCGGAGCUCGAGAAGGUCAUAUGCCCCUUGUGCUCACCAUGAUUAAUAAACAGACUCGUACACCAAUUCCUGCAGUUGCAUUUACGGGCAUACUUUCUGUCGCAUAUCUUUCGCUCUCAGGCAAUGUCUUUUCCCUUAUCAAUUGCAUAGCCAUUGUCUACUGGCUUGCUAUUGGAUGUGCAACUGCGGCAUUGUUUUGGCUGCGCCGCAAAAUGCCGGAUGCAGAAAGGCCUAUCAAGGUUAACUUAAUCUUCCCAGCCAUCUUCUUCCUAGGUUGUUGUUGCUUAGUAUUUAUUCCAAUUCUUGGAUCACCAAAAGAUACAGUUAUUGGACUUAGCAUUAUGCUAACUUCUGUACCUGUAUACAUUAUCUUUGUAGCAUGGAAGAAGAAGCCAAAAGCUGUUGAUAGCAUUUCAAACGUGGUAACAGUGUUUGUGCAGAAGUUGUUCAUGGUUGUGGACGACAAUAAAGCCGAAUAA